AUGCACCUGCUCGAUCAAAUCCAUGGAUUCUACAAGGCGGCGCUCAAUCGGCUGCCGGUAAAGAGGGUUCCCUCACUGGCGCCGCGCCUUGUGGAGGCCGGCGUGUGCCUCGGCUACCUAGACCCAGUCUCCAACAUUGUCAUCAACACCAUCUCCUAUUCCCCUUCGGCGCCGUUGCCCAACACAAAGGAGGAUGUACUGACGAGGAAGUCGAUCUUGUCCAAGAUCAUCACCGACACUGACGACCACAGAGUCUUUGAACUACCGCUGUGCCCAUACACGGCAGAGAGCAUGACGGUCGCGCGGCGGUCGCUGGAAGGUCUGGUGAGCUUCCUCAUCUUCCACUACCGCUACCUCCCGGAGGCGGAAGCCCUGCGCUACCUCCGCCUUGCUAGGGCUGAUCUCCUCGUCGCCGUGCGGCUUAUCGACCAAGAUCGGAGCAAGAGCACGCCUUCAGUGUCCGGCGCUGGCCUGCUUCACGGCAAGCCCACGUUCGAUGUCACCUCCCCUGCAGCCAAAAUAGCCCUGCACUGUGCAGCCACCUCUACGAGGCACCCCGAGCCAGCCAUCCUGGUCAGCUCGUCAAUGUCAGUGGCAUCUCGGCUGGUCGAGGUCUCUAAGUUUGUCCAGGAUUAUGACCGCCUCUCCGCUGAGAACGUAAGCUGCCUCCACCAGUUGGUCAGGCAGGCGCCUCAGAAUAUGGACACCAUGAGCAUAUGGCGUCCCCUGCAUCUUGCUGGUGUACGUCUCGCCAAUGGGAAGAGGAAGAGGAAGCUAAAGGAGAAAAAGAUGAAAGAGAAAAAGAAGAGGAGGAAGGAGGUAGAGAGGACAUUUGGAUAUACAGAGGCUCUGAAGCUGUUGCUUCUCGACAAGAUCCAUGGACUCUACCUACAGGCUAUUUCCAGGCUAUCCGGGGAUGGCUUGUGCAACCGUCUCCGCUGCAGCCUCCUCAAGUCGGGCUAUUGUUAUGGCCCAAUGGAUCCUGUCUCAAACAUCAUCCUGAACACCGUGUGGUAUGACUCGACAUUCUCCACACACCACGAGUUUCAGCUCGGCUUCGAGGUUGACAUGAUAUGCACCAAUGCCCUGAUGCGCAUCGAGUGCUGCUCUCUCUAUGGCCUCCUGGCCUUCAUCCGUUCCUACUUCAGCUCUCUAACAGAGCAUGAUGCCAUAAGGUACCUGCUCUUAGGCAAUGCUGACAUUUAGUCAGCCAUUAAGAUGGCAGAAUUAAGAUGGCAGAAUUGGAUGACUGCUAUGUGUUAUGACCACGACGGCUAUAAGGAAGCAGCGCUUGCUUCAUGGCACCCUGACCCUGACGCUCUGGUAAAAUUCUUUUCUUCAUCCUUAAUCAUGGAACCCACUGAGUCAUGUGUGCCGACUCAUGCACUUACGAACUGUGCAAUUGAACGCCUCACUAUGUUGAUUUCACCCAAAUCUUCAUCUACCAAAUCAGAGGAGCUGGUUCAGCAACAUGAUGAUGUGUCCCCAAGCUCAGAGAUCUUGUCCGAAAACCAGAAAAGGUUCAUUAGGGAGAUUCAGAAGAAAUUUAAGUCUGACCAAGGAUUCUUUGUCAGGAAGGUCAAUGCUGUGCUGUUCAGAUACAGUCAGGAAACAGGGGUGCAGUAUGAACUUCAGGUUAUUUGUGGUGUAAAUCCGGUUGUGGUUGAAGGUGCAAGUGUUGCCCUUUUUAAGAAGAAAGGAAAAUUCGAAUACUCUCAUAUCAACUUUUGGGCAACGCCCAAGGGAUCAAAUUUUGCUACCCCAGGCCCAGUACUAUUCUUUGCUCAAUGCAGCAACGGUGAUAAAGAUGAGGAUGAAAGACCAUCCAUGUGCGUCCCUGUAUCGACUUCCUGGAUCUCUGAUGUUCGUUGUUUUAACUGUGAGCGUAAAGGAAUAAAAAUUGUUCAUCCAUAUGAUGAAUCUUAUCAAGGGCGUUACGAUGACUUCAUGGAAAUGGCCCAGGGAAACCAUGGAUUCUGUAACGAAGACGUUAUCGGCUCAUGUGAUUUCUAUGCUGAUGUGAAGUGCACGUUAAAGGAGGAUUGGAUAUUUUUCGAUCCCAACAUGGACUCCAAAAUUUCUCUUGAAAAUCCAAUUGUUGACUGGGCUAGAGCCAAGAAGAGGUUGAAGAGCAGGAUCUUUUGACGCGGUGCUGCUUGAGAUGAUGACGCCAAAUGCCGGUUGUUAGCUAUCGCUGAAAGAAGAUCGAGUUCAUGUUUUCGUCUCGCUCUAUCUCUGUCUCUGCCUCUGUCUCUCUCUAGAGCUAUGCAAAGUGGUGUGCACUGGUUGAUUGCUCCAUCUACAAGCUCUCUUAUGUUCUUUUAGUCAGUUUGUUUACUCUGGGAUAUAUGCAAAUGCCACACGUACUAAUGUUUUGAGUUUAUAUCAAUACUGCUGAUAGGAUAAAUCCCCGUUGUUUGGGAGGGACCUGGGUGAUGCACAUCAUUUUCCACUAA
Lolium perenne is the source of this 2456-nucleotide messenger RNA. RefSeq lists its product as uncharacterized. Lineage: Eukaryota; Viridiplantae; Streptophyta; Magnoliopsida; Poales; Poaceae. The record is from RefSeq and is a predicted model, not a curated record.